AUGCGUGCCUCCACCAGCUUUGCCCUCGCCCUUGCCAGCGCUGUCCUCCGCGGCGCGCACGCGUCGCCCACGCCCGUCGAAACCUGGGUGAACACGGUAACCCAGGUCUCGGCGAGCGACCUCUCUGCCUGGGCACCAUACACCCAGUUCGCGCGGGCGGCAUACUGCGACCCCAGCAAGAUCCAGGGAUGGAACUGUGGAGAGGCUUGUGAUGCUGUGCCUGGUUUCACGGCGACGCUUACGGGUGGCGAUGGUGACAGCGUCCAAUAUUAUUUCGUCGGGUAUUGGCCCUCCCAAAAUUCCGUUGUCGUCGCGCACCAGGGCACUGACCCGACCCAAUUCGAGUCGGAUCUGACCGACGCCGACAUCGCACAAGAGAACCUAGACGCAACCCUCUUCCCGGGCGUACCGGACGAUGUCUGGGUGCACAAGGGCUUCGCGGACGAGCACGCCAAGACCGCGGCGCCGAUCCUGAAGGAGGUCAAUAGUCUCAUCUCGCAGUACGGCGCGACCCAGGUCGUCCUCGUCGGUCACUCGCUCGGCGGCGCGCUCUCUGAGCUCGAGUCGCUCUACAUGCGGCUCAACCUCCCGGCGAGCAUCCACGUCAAGGGCCAGACGUACGGCACGCCGCGCGUCGGCGAUCCCAAUUACGCGGCGUACUUUGAUAGCCAGGUCUCAGACUUUGUCCGCAUCAACAACGAGUUGGACCCCAUCCCGAUCUUGCCUGGUCGCUUCUUGGGGUUCUCGCACGUCCAGGGCGAGAUCCACAUCGAGUCUACGAGCGACGCGUACAAGUGUCCCGGUGACGACGACGCGACCGACUCGCAGUGCACGAUCAGCACAGUUCCCAAUAUCUUUGAGAGCGACCUCCUCGACCACCUUGGUCCGUACCAGGGCAUCUACAUCGGCACCAUCUACUGCACGUAGAUGUCGAUGGCAAACUGGGACUUUUUUGCUUGUAUAUUUGCUAUUUUUAUUACGGGUUGGUUUCCAUGCAUGGGAUCGAAUUGGUUUGCAAAUAUUGGAUGUACAUUAACUAUACCUUGCUGCUCAUAUAACGCUUCAUACUCUGGGAUACUCCCGGAUUGCGCCGC
Coniophora puteana RWD-64-598 SS2 is the source of this 1094-nucleotide messenger RNA. RefSeq names its product alpha beta-hydrolase. The coding region runs from base 1 to 927 and encodes 308 amino acids. Lineage: Eukaryota; Fungi; Basidiomycota; Agaricomycetes; Boletales; Coniophoraceae. The transcript is spliced from 5 exons. Gene Ontology annotation, biological process: lipid metabolic process. The record is from RefSeq and is a predicted model, not a curated record.